Cylicocyclus nassatus is the source of this 390-nucleotide messenger RNA. NCBI's taxonomy places the organism in Eukaryota, Metazoa, Nematoda, Chromadorea, Rhabditida, Strongylidae. The record is from the annotation of a GenBank genome assembly.
AUGGAGAACCACUUGACAUUCGAAGAUGACAAAAAAGACACACGGCACAAUUAUCCUGAUCCAUCAACUUCACAGUUCACUCAAGCAUUUGCAAUAACAGUUUUUGGAUCGAUAGUCGUCACCAUCAAUAUCAAGUUGCUUGGAGGCCAAAUGCCAAAUCAUCGACGAAGCUACUCCACUGUCCUCGCAAAUCUCUUGCUAUCAAGAUAUCGCCAAUAUGGACCCCAAAUUGGAGAUGCAGAAGAUGCGGAUCCAGCCUCCAAAGACGCCAACCCAUCACCUAUGCAGCUUGAGCAGCCACACACAACAGAAGAAGCCAAUGUUUUCGGAGAUGACGAGGGGUCGAAUGAUGAGAUGAACGAGUCACACAGUGUUUCAUCUGAUCGAUAA